AUUCUGUAUGAUAUUUCGUAAAAAAAUGCACAUUUAUUUUAAAUUAGCACAUUAAGUUCGCGUGUUUUGUCAUUAAUAAUCGUACUUAUUAUAAUUAAAAGAUUUAGGCCUAAAAUAACGUACAAACUGGUCUAGAAACAUAGCACGUGUUUUGAUUGCUGCCAUGGUGGUUAAUGUAUUGGGGAGUUGUGGAUGUUGAGACAUCAAACUUUUACUACGUACUUCAGCAUAUAGUGUAGAAGGUGUGAAUUAAAAUACGACUUCAUCCGACUGAAUCAUAAGUUGCGGUGUUCCUUGCAGUUCUUCCUAAGUCCGUGAGAGGUUAUGUGUCAAACCACGUCAAAACAGUUUUGAUAAAAAUAAUUUUGUUGUAGUUGCCGAAUAAGCAACCAACAUGCCGCAGAACGAAUAUAUUGAGCGCCAUCAAAAGCUUUACGGUAGACGGCUAGAUUAUGAGGAGAGAAAACGGAAGCGUGAAGCUCGUGAGCCUCAUAAACGCGCUGAAAAGGCGCGCAAACUCCGCGGUAUCAAAGCUAAAAUAUUCAAUAAGGAACGCCGCAAUGAAAAGAUUCAGAUGAAAAAGAAAAUCAAAGCGCACGAAGAGAAGAAUGUCAAACAGAACACAGAGAAGGUCGCCGAAGGUGCCCUGCCUGUUUAUCUACUGGACAGGGAUGUUCAAUCUAGGGCUAAAGUAUUAUCUAACAUGAUAAAACAAAAGCGUAAAGAGAAAGCUGGAAAAUGGGAUGUCCCCAUCCCUAAAGUGAGAGCUCAAGCGGACGCAGAAGUAUUCAAAGUCCUAAAAUCGGGUAAAUCAAAAAGAAAAGCUUGGAAACGCAUGGUCACCAAAGUAACAUUUGUAGGAGAGAACUUUACUCGUAAACCUCCUAAAUUUGAACGAUUCAUCAGACCUAUGGCACUGAGGUUCAAGAAGGCCCAUGUCACACAUCCUGAACUAAAAGCAACUUUCUGUUUACCUAUAAUAGGAGUCAAGAAGAACCCAAGUUCACAAAUGUAUACAAGCUUAGGUGUCAUAACUAAGGGUACAGUGAUUGAAGUUAAUAUUUCUGAGCUGGGUCUUGUCACGCAGGCUGGUAAAGUUGUGUGGGGUAAAUACGCUCAAGUCACGAAUAAUCCAGAGAAUGAUGGCUGCAUUAAUGCUGUGCUGUUGGUCUAGUUUAUUGUUGAGUCAAGGGAAAAUCAAGAUGCUUCAAUUUCAUCUCUUGAAUUGUGAUAAUUAUACUUUUAAUAAUGAACAUGUAUAUCACAAUACAUACAAUUUAUAUUGGUUGCAAUCUUUAUGGACUGUUUGUACCAUGUAAUGAAGAAUAUUUGUUUUACUAAUUGUAUAACAAUAAAAGUCUACCGUGAAGUA
Bombyx mori (domestic silkworm) is the source of this 1372-nucleotide messenger RNA. It is a transcript of the gene Ip259, whose product is annotated as TGF beta-inducible nuclear protein 1. NCBI's taxonomy places the organism in Eukaryota, Metazoa, Arthropoda, Insecta, Lepidoptera, Bombycidae. Gene Ontology annotation, cellular component: nucleolus; preribosome, large subunit precursor. The record is from RefSeq and is marked provisional. Gene Ontology annotation, biological process: maturation of 5.8S rRNA; maturation of LSU-rRNA.